UGCUAGGCUGGCGUAAGCACUUUCCCAAAACUUAAACUCCUUCAUAAUACCACAAUAUUUGAUUGACUAGUACUGAUCUACGAAAUAGAAGAAGAAUUCGUCUCAUCUUCAGAAAAAGGAAAAAAAUGCCGUCCUCAAAAACUCACAUCCGCCGCACGAGUACGAGCGGGACGCCAGAUCACAAGGGCGACGCUUUUUCGCCUCAAUUUGGGCAUGAGACGGCGGCCUUCGUGCAUUCUGGUAGUGCGAAACUGCCUGUGCCUGUGUCUGCGCCGCUACAGCCUGAAGCACCCGUUGUCGGAACACAACCUAUGAUACCUUCGCUGGAGCUCCCGCAACGGCCGUCGCUAGACCUCCUGGACGAGGUAGGCCGAGGAAGCAGUAGCGCUUCUCAUAUCGGCACACCGAGAACAAUUACAACAUUGACACCGCGCACAACAGUAGCGGCAGAGGAGGAGCACAUUUGCGACCAGUUUGCCGCAUUAGCGAGGAAAGGAGAAGAUCGUGGUGACGUAGAAGAUGAAGGAUCACAUGUACAUCCGCUUGUUGUGCAACAGUCUGAAGAUCAACAACAUGUUCUUGAUGAGCCAAUGUUAUCCGGAUCAUUCGUCACAGCGCAUUCCUACGUGACUGCGAGUGAGGCACCUGGUCCAACGCCGGAUUGUUACGAGACACCGGUUAGGGGUACUAGACGACACAGCGAUGAUAAACCGGAAGGGGAUAAUAUUCAUGGUGACCGUGUUGAGACAGGAGAACAUCAUCAACAGCACUGUGGACCACAGAUGGAAGUGCAGAUCAAAGGUGCUGAAGAAGGUAUCGCUCUGGCGACAGAUGUGAUGAUGAAAUUUUCUCCUACGUUGGAAGAUAAAUCAGUCUUCUCGAAUGCAAGAGAAGCUGAAAACGGACAUGGAGACAAUGUCGACGCCACUCAUUAUCAUGUUGAGCAAAACACUCCCACUCAUUAUCAUGCUGAGCAAAAUAGUGCUAAAAAAGGAGCCAGUUUCGCUGCUCACAGUUUUGCUGCAAUCGCAGGAACUGAAGACGGCAACACAACUCGAGCUCUGCAGUUGCCCGAUCCAAGCGAGGUGGACCCAGAUAGAACGAUUUCCUGGCUCUCGGACACAGUAGCAACUUUGAGAACCAUCACGAGUCAGCGUAAACAGAUGCAAGGAACAAAUACAACUUGCAAGAGUGGCAGAACACCAGAGAAGAUUGUGGAAGAAAAUUUAGAGGAAGAUGUGGAGGUUGUCGCUAGUAGACUCCUGGAGGAUCCUGUGAAGGUUGAUUAUGCUAGUCAUUGUCAUGGUGUCCUCGUUGUAGAGGGCGAGCAUUCAUCCGGUGCACCUGGGGAACAGCAUGCCCAUGAUGCGGAGAUGUUGCUUCGCUCUGAUGAACUACCUAAAAAUCAAGUGGACGUAGAUCUAAUGCAACAAGUAGAAGAUCAACCAGUUCCUGGCCGUCCUGUAGGUGUAGAAGAUCAACCAGGACUUCCACUUGAGAGUGCUGGUCCUCCAGGACGUCCUGGCGUUGUCCCGGGAGGACCAGCACUCUCUGCUUCUCAAGAAAACAAGUCCGGGUCGUGCCAAGAUACUUUGAUUUUGCCGCUGCCAUCCCCCUCAGCGGCUGUGGGCCUCGCGGCUAAGAAGAUGAAAUAUCACAGACCUGGGAGGACUAGUAGAUAUGCGGAUCAUGGUGGUGGUGGUGACGGUGAUGUAGCUGGUUUGAAUGGGGAUUUCAACAUUGAAAGUCCAAACAUUGCGUCAAAUCAGCAACAUCUGGAGGUUGUUGGUGUUGCCACGCCGAUUCUGGGUGAAGAACAAGGGAUGGAGGCAGGGAAGGGCAAUGUUGAAGUCCAUCAAGCAGCAAAGAACGAGAACAUGUUCUACUCCGAAGUAGAGGACGCUAAGAAUAAGAAACAAGAACAACAAGCACCAGCAGCUGUUGUAGAUGUGAAUCAUCUUCAUGCUCGCAUUCAACAAGUAGUCAGAAAAUCUCAUCAGCAAAGCCAACAAGCGAAGCAGCCAGUUCUGGGAGAAUCGGCACGACGUUUGAAGCAGGUUGUGGGUGAUAGUAGAAAUCGAAAGCGGGGAAGCGUCCACGGAGAUGCUGUUUCGGCAAGUCGCAACAUCAGAAAAGCGCCGUUAGCAGAUGCUCUUCAACAUCCUAAUCGAAACAUCAACAGAACACCACCACCGCACGCCGCAGCUCCAGCAAAACAAGUGAAGUCUUCAGUUCGUGGCCGUGGCGGUGCCUCUCCUAACAAACAUAAGUCUAACGUUUUCAACAUGAUUCGUGGAAAUGUAGAUCAACGUGGAGGUAAUAUGCGUCAGGGUCCUGGAGGAGGAAACAGAGACAAACACUUCGCGGCUUGUUCUCCAUCACCAAUAAAGCGAGCACCGAACAACCACAAGGUUGAUCAAAAGAAGAAGAUCAUGAGAGCUCUCAGUCCUUACCUCGUUGCUUCUCCGUAUCGGGUGCCGCUCACACCUUCUGCAGGACGCGCUGAAUCGAAGGGCAAGCCGCGUGGAAAUAGUAGAACCCCGUCACGUGGGGUGCAGCAAUCCGAACAUCAAGGGGAAAAUAGAUCUCACCAGAUCAAACAAGAUCAUGAAAAAGGAGCGCCAUCUCGGUCACCUGAUAAAAAGAAAACAGAACAGCAAGUACCUCAGCGACAUCACAACCACCACCAGCCUCGUGCUGGUCCUCUUGAUGUCUUGAAACAUCAUAAAGAAAGAUACAUGAAAGACAAUAAGAUUGGACUAAACAAGAGAACUCCUUCUGUUUCUCCGGUGCGUCGUGGCGCUAGGCCACCACGUGGGCCGCCGCAGUCUCCAUUCGUCACACCUUCUGCAGCACAAAGAAACUCCAACAAGCCUACUAAAACACGAGCAAGCCAGCGACAGCGGUCACCUUCCUUUUCACCGUCACCAAUGGUUCGCGCCAUGAUGAAGGACAGGAGAGUUGCACCUUUGGGGCCAGUGAGCAAUGGCGUGAAAAAGUUCGCUGAAGCACAGGAGUUGAAACCGCCACGUCGAGAACAGCAGCUUGUUGUUUCAGACAAGUCAGAAGUAGCGCCGGAGGCUAAGGACGUUGAGAGUCAAACAAAAGGCGAGGUCGUAACGACUCAUCUAGCGAAGCAAGCAGAUGAAGAGCAAAACCUCAACAAUGCUCGUGAGGGUGUCGGUCAAGAAGAUGUGCAGCUUCUCUCACCGGAAGAGAAAUUUUUGUUUGACAAUCCACAAAACUCCUUCGACGUGGACGUUGACAACAACCACAAGAACAGCACUCGGGAACAAGAACAAGCCAAAGCGAUCGUCUACAAUGACAUCAGUUCUGCUCUAGAUCAGGCUGUUGUACUAUCUGGAGGUGGAGGUACAGGCAGUGCCAACGCGUCGAUCGAGAAUGUAAACGACAGGAUGUUCUCAGGCGCCAUGAGGAGCUCAUCUGGUCAACAGAGCGAAGAACCAGAACCAGAAUGUGGAUGCGCAGGCGGAUCUUCUGGUGGUGGUGCUGCUGUCUUGGUGACCACGGGAACGGGUGUGAUCCCUUCUUCUGGUGGGCUUGGAUCGUCCUCUCCACCAGCUGUCAUGGGAGGUGUAGAACAUGAACAUCAACACUCUCAGUCCGCCAUCGAUGACACGAGAAAUGAGAACAACAACAGCCCACAGCCUAAGCGACGUAAUAGCGCUUUGUCUACUCGAGAACAUCAGAAGAACUCAUCUUCUAGUACUAAAAAUUUCAAAAGCAGCUAUGGGCACCAUGUUUCUAGCUCCCUCGACAUCAGCACUACGAUCCGUGAAGAAUUCUCAAAACUGUUUCAGCCUACUGAGGUAGAAACUCAAUUUGCCGCGCAAAUCGAGCAAGGGACGAGCAUGCUGCACUACAGCAUAGACAGCGGACCUUCGGCGUUCAACAAGAGCGCUCCUUUGCAGGACAAUUGUACUCCGCAGUUCGCCAACAACAGUAAUCGUCUACGUCUCCCAGCUGUCAACAUUCGCGAAUCUGUCUACAAUCUAUUACGGAGCACACCCUUGAGAAAGACGCGCACACUGCCAGCACAGGCGCAGUCGUUGUUGUCGAAUGUAUUGCCUACGACGAAUAAGUGUGAGGAGGAUCAUCAUCAUCUUGAAGAUGGUGAUAUUCAGAUGAACGGAGAAGAAUUCCCCUUGUCCUUGUCUUCUAGAGGAAAAAACCCUGCAAGAAACUCAACAACUAUUGAGGUUCCGAAAUCCGAUUUCGUCAUGCUCGAUGUGCGGCAACCAGGUGGAGCUCGGACAGAGCCAGCAACACAUCUGAGUCUCCUGCGGAGGCGCAUACUGCCUAAAACGGCUCAACCAUUGCCUUUGGGGAAGAGAAGAACGCCACCGAAGGAUUUGGUGAUAGACAUUCCGUCUCCGCCAAGGGAGAUGAUGCUUGCGACUGAUGUGAUCAGAAGCUCUGGUGUUGCAAAGACGGAAGAUGUGCUAGUAAGAGAUCCUCUAGUACUAGAAGUAGAUCAUGCAACAAGUGCAACAACAACACACGAAAAUGUAAAUGACGACGCGUCAUUCCAACCUGCACCAGUUCAAGAAGUACCAGAAUUCACUGCUACAACUGUUUAAGGGUAGGCUAAAGGUGUUCUUGUUACCGUUCGUUUUGCCUUCCUGAAUGGGGAAAGGCAUAACGAACGGGGUAAAGACGAACACCAAAAACCUACCUCUAAAUUGUGCUGCCAUCAUUGGAGAGGCAGAGCCCUGAAAAUGUGAAGCAAAAAACAACUACUAGUACACGUCCAAUAAAAACUGUAGUACAAGACCUCAACAACAACGAAGCUAUAAAGCAAGCACGAUCUGCCAUCAGACCUCUCACCCAAGAACACCAAGAACACCUCUCACCUCCUCAAGGUAGUAAAAAUGCCAGUUUCUGGCGUAAUUCUCCAGCUUUCGGCACUCCCGGCGCACGCUCUAGACUCGUUGGAAGCGCUGUUUCGUCCUCUGGUAAGAAGUCACAUUCUUCUACUGAAGAAGAAGACUGCUGCAAUUUGGAAGAAAGUUUGCUUGCAGGAACACCAGGACCACCGAUGUUGACGAGAGAAACACCGAAUUUACUUCUUGCCGAUGAGGAUGACGAAGUUGCAAUUUCGCCCUCUCCACCUCUUCAGAAACGGUUCCUUAGAAGUACUGACAUCGCAACGAAACAGAGACGAAAAAGUGCUACUCUACCUCUGAACCACGGCUCAUCUUCUUCUAAGGCGAACUACUACUACAAUUCCACUGGUGCUUCAACAUCUACUGCGAGGACUUCUUCAAAAGCAAAGAUGUUAAUAUCGCAAAGCCAAGAUCGGUUGCUACUUCCACCUCUUUCUCAAUCCGCAAUGAAAACGAGAAAGUCAGCUACGAUGGGCGCGACGCCCGCGCGCGUGCAAGCGCUAUGGGCACCUCCAGUGCCGCUGGUUUGCUGA
Amoebophrya sp. A25 is the source of this 5440-nucleotide messenger RNA. Lineage: Eukaryota; Dinophyceae; Syndiniales; Amoebophryaceae. The record is from the annotation of a GenBank genome assembly.